AUGACGACUAAAAAGAGCCAGAAGAUUGAAAUCAACUCAUCAUCAAUCGUCGACUUGAAAGCGGAACUUUUUCGAAAGCAGGAAGAAGUCCGACUAAAGCGAAACCUAAACGGCUCUGAAAAACUCGCCACAAAUGAGGAAAAAUUUCUCGACGAAAUAAACGAUGAUCAUCUUUAUGAUAAAAAUGCUCAUAAAAUAUCUCGUCUUACCAAAAAGAUACUCGGCGAUGAUGAAAGUAAGCCUGCUAAAAAUGACAAAAGUGCAAAGUCGUUGUCAAAACUUGAUGAAGCAGUUAAGCUUGAAGAAGAAAUGGCUUUUGCUAAAUCCCGAACAAUGCUGGAGAAAAAAGCCAAACUUUAUGAGCAAAUGGCAUUAGGGUCAGUUAUUCCUGAUGCCGAUAACGAAGAGCUGCUUGUUAACUUUGAUCAAAAGUCCUCACUACAUUACAAUAAGAAAGCAUCAACAUCCCGCCACUCUGAAAAGACUAAAAAUGAUGAAGAGCUAGUCGAAUAUCAGGAUGAGUUUGGCCGAACAAGGUACGUGAAAAGAAAAGAUCUGCCCGAAAAAAUUGAGAAAAAAGGCGAGAAAGAACCAGAUUUGUAUCAACCUAGCUCGAGCUGGUCACGGAACAGCGAUUUGCUAAGUGAUGACAUGAAGAGAGAAAUUGAGCGAAGAGAAUGGGAAGAGGAAACUUAUCAGGAGAUGGAAGAACCCAGCUUGGCCAAACGCAAAGUUCACUACGAGGACAUUCGGGAGGGAGAAAUUCGUGAUCAUGGUGUGGCUUUCUUCAAUUUUUCCGUUGACGAGCAAGCUCGGGCCGAGCAGCUGGAGAUGCUGAAGCAAAUGAGAGAAGAAACGGAAAACAAACAAAGUGAAAAGCAGCGGAUUAAGGAGAAACGAAAGCAAAUGCUGAAAGCACGGCUAGCGAAAGUGGCCGCACGGAAAGGUAUCGCCUUGCCUGAUGAAUCUUCAGAGGAGAGUGAUAACGAGCCAGCGGAGAAAGCCACCUACAUUGAAAAGGCCAAGCUGAAGGUGGACAGUGAUCCGGUGAAAAAAUAA
Rhagoletis zephyria (snowberry fruit fly) is the source of this 1059-nucleotide messenger RNA. Lineage: Eukaryota; Metazoa; Arthropoda; Insecta; Diptera; Tephritidae. The record is from RefSeq and is a predicted model, not a curated record.